Messenger RNA from Lactuca saligna, 600 nucleotides. The record is from the annotation of a GenBank genome assembly. NCBI's taxonomy places the organism in Eukaryota, Viridiplantae, Streptophyta, Magnoliopsida, Asterales, Asteraceae.
AUGUUAAGUAGGAAAAUUCCCAACUGUGCGGGGAAUCUGCAGAGUCUGACUAUCAUGAGAUUAAGCUCAAAUCGGCUCUCUGGUGUCAUUCAACGUUCAUUAGCUCUUAUUCCAUCAUUAUUUUGUUCAAAUUUGAACGAUAAUAACUUUAUUGGUGAACUUCCUCAAGAAUUAGGGAAUCUACAAGGUUUGGAAGUCUUAGAUUUGGUUGAUAAUAAGUUCUUUGGAAAUAUACCCAAAUGGAUUGGGAAAAACCUUACAUCUUUGUUAGUUUUGAGGUUACACAAAAGUAACUUCAUAGUUAGAAUUCCUCCAUCUCUAUGCAAAACUUCAACUCUUCAAAUUUUAUAUCUUGCAUACAACUUAAUGGGAACCAUCCUUCGUUGUGUAGGAAAGUUAAAUUCCAUGAUUGAGAGUCACUCAAGAAUUGUGUAUCCUUUCGAUAUCAAUCAUGAUAAUAAUGUGAUUCAGUUCAUGAAAGAUGUUGAUAUUGAAUAUACAACAACUUGGAGAAUCGUUUUUAACAUGGAUCUUUCAAGCAAUAAACUCAUGGGAGAAGUAUUGGUCAAGCUAACUACACUUUUUUGUUGUUGGGUAUGA